Messenger RNA from Necator americanus (New World hookworm), 1023 nucleotides. RefSeq lists its product as uncharacterized. The record is from RefSeq and is a predicted model, not a curated record. NCBI's taxonomy places the organism in Eukaryota, Metazoa, Nematoda, Chromadorea, Rhabditida, Ancylostomatidae. The coding region runs from base 1 to 1023 and encodes 340 amino acids. The transcript has 7 exons.
AUGCGCUUUGAUGACAACCGUUGGACCAGAGCCGUGAGCGACUGGGUUCCCCGCGAUAUUAAGCGCACUACAGGAAGACCGCCGACCCGAUGGUCAGAUUUCUUCACGAAGUCCUUGAAAGAAAAAUAUGAUGCUCUUCGUGUCCCACGCGAAAGGAGGAACCACUGGGCUACUCUGGCACGCGAUCGGGACAAAUGGAAGAAUUACUGGCGCCCGCUCGACCAGUUCGAAGAUCAACGGGAGUCAAGACAGCGUGUUCGGUUACUUGUUGGUGUUAUUCUAUCGCUGUCGAGAAAACAAGAUGUUGUCUAUCUCGGUUUCCGAUCCCUCGGAUGGAUUUGCGUGCGUGGUUUCACCAUGGCGAAAAUCGCAUUCGAUAUUGGUUUUCCUGAGCCCGGAGUCUGGAGCAUCUCGGAGAUUGAGCAACAAGGCGCCGCCUAUCCUCGACUAAGGGAACAACGAAGCACGAAUCAGCAAAACCAAAGCAGUGGAAUGAAAGACGAAGAGUCGCUUGACAGGCUCAUAUCAACAAUGGCGGUGUUUGGGGACCCGCCCUCAAAAAGUUGGUGUUAUUUGUUCCCACCAUUCCCUGUCAUCAUCAAAAGAUCUUGCCUUCUAAAAGAUAACACGAUAUGGGAAGAGCUGGACACAGCUUCUCAGUUCAACUCGUCUAAGUUUCCCCAUGCGAUUGAAGAUGUGUGGACAUCCAUUAUCAGCGUCGGAUUUGGACAGGACAGAUGCAGUCGAUCUCCUGGCAGAACUGUGGAACUCAUGGGAUUCUGUGGACUAGGUAACACUAUUUCUGAACCUAAGCGUGAAGGAAAAGAAGAUGCAACGACUGAGGAAAAGAAGAUGCAACAAGAUGGACUGAAAAUAAAGUACACCAAUACUUCUAUCUGGAAGAAGAAGAGAAAUCCAGUCAUUGCUUCGAAACUCCUUUUCCGAAGCUAUGAAAAACCUAAACUAAUAAGAAUCGCAAUUAGAGAAGGUCUACUCGAUUACAGAGAACUAACUGAUUUGUAG